Molecule: messenger RNA, 1434 nt
Organism: Micromonas commoda
Lineage: Eukaryota; Viridiplantae; Chlorophyta; Mamiellophyceae; Mamiellales; Mamiellaceae
Gene: CBF5
Exons: 3
Coding region: 1-1434 (477 amino acids)
Biological process (GO): mRNA pseudouridine synthesis; snRNA pseudouridine synthesis; box H/ACA sno(s)RNA 3'-end processing
Cellular component (GO): box H/ACA snoRNP complex
Molecular function (GO): pseudouridine synthase activity; RNA binding
Source: RefSeq, a predicted model, not a curated record
AUGGGCAAGGACAAGAAAGAUGUUGGGUCCAAGCAGGUCACCGAGGAUUUCGCCAUCGCCCCGGAGAAGAUCACCCCGACCCUGGACGCCUCCAAGUGGCCGCUCCUGUUGAAGAACUACGACAAGCUCAUGCGAGAAUUUGCGAGGGUUUCCCAUCCUCCGCCCUCUGACCGCCGACCCGUCGCCGCACCCCGAUCACCGCAGGUUCGCACCGGGCACUACACCCCGAUCCCAUGCGGCCACUCCCCGCUGAAGCGCCCGCUCCAGGAGUACAUCCGCUACGGCGUGAUCAACCUCGACAAGCCCGCCAACCCCUCGUCGCACGAGGUUGUCGCGUGGCUCAAGCGUAUGCUCCGCGUGGAGAAGACGGGGCACUCCGGCACGCUCGACCCGAAGGUGACGGGCGGUUUGAUCGUCUGCAUCGACCGCGCGACGCGCUUGGUCAAGGCCCAGCAGGGCGCCGGUAAGGAGUACGUGUGCAUCUGCAGGCUGCACGGAGCGCCGGAAGGGGGCAAAACCGCGGUGCAACGCGCCAUCGAGACGCUCACCGGCGCGCUGUUCCAACGGCCGCCGCUCAUCUCCGCGGUCAAGCGACAGCUCCGCAUCCGCACCAUCUACGAGAGCAAGAUGUACGAGUACGACGAGGAGCGCAACCUCGUGGUGUUCUGGAUCUCCUGCGAGGCUGGGACGUACGUGCGAACCAUGUGCGUGCACCUCGGUUUGCUCCUGGGCGUGGGCGGGCACAUGCAGGAGCUCCGCCGCGUCCGCUCCGGCAUCCUCGGCGAGAAGGACAACCUCGUGACGAUGCACGACGUCAUGGACGCCAUGUGGGUCCACGAUAACCUCAAGCAGGAGGACUACCUUCGCCGCGUCGUCAUGCCGCUCGAGGUUCUCCUCACCAACUACAAGAGGGUCGUGGUCAAGGACUCCGCCGUCAACGCCAUCUGCUACGGCGCGAAGCUGAUGAUCCCGGGCCUCUUGCGAUACGAGGCGGGCAUCGAGGUCGGCGAGGAGGUGGUCCUGAUGACCACGAAGGGCGAGGCGAUCGCCGUGGGCAUCGCACAGAUGAACACGGCGGUGAUGGCCACGUGCGACCACGGGUGCGUGGCGAAGAUCAAGCGCGUCGUGAUGGAACGCGAUACCUACCCGAGGCGCUGGGGCUUGGGUCCCACCGCGCAGGCGAAGAAGAAGCUCAUCGCGGAGGGCAAGCUGGACAAGUUCGGUAAGCCCAACGAUAAGACGCCCGCGGAGUACCUCCGCGCGGUGCCCGACGCCAACGGGGCCAAGGCGAAGGAUGCGGGUGAGCGGGACAAGCGCGAGCGAUCGCCGGGCGCCGACGUAUCCGGCGACUCGCCGGAGAAGAAGAAGGACAAGAAGGAGAAGAAGGAGAAGAAGGAGAAGAAGGAGAAGAAGGAGAAGAAGGACAAGUCGUGA